Messenger RNA from Gadus chalcogrammus (walleye pollock), 1396 nucleotides. It is a transcript of the gene ucn3l, whose product is annotated as urocortin 3, like. Gene Ontology annotation, biological process: adenylate cyclase-activating G protein-coupled receptor signaling pathway; cellular response to nutrient levels; hormone-mediated signaling pathway. Gene Ontology annotation, cellular component: extracellular region. The transcript is spliced from 2 exons. Gene Ontology annotation, molecular function: corticotropin-releasing hormone receptor 2 binding; hormone activity. NCBI's taxonomy places the organism in Eukaryota, Metazoa, Chordata, Actinopteri, Gadiformes, Gadidae. The record is from RefSeq and is a predicted model, not a curated record. The coding region runs from base 260 to 724 and encodes 154 amino acids.
GUGACGUUGCUUCUGGCGCAUGGCUGUGGUGGUUAAGCGCGUCUCCUACUAAAUGGCUCCACUGGGAAGCCAGAACACGCCAAACUCGUGACGAGUAGACACAGCGCGCACAGCUCACUUCAAGCGGAGACGGGAGGGAAGAUUCAUGUGUUUUAACUUCAAGGACAUUUGAUCGCACUCUAAUAUUUAUAUAUAGGCCUAAGGGCACGGUUGGUGUCGUUGCCGAUUCUUCGCUGCAGGUUGCUCUAAUUAGGACGGCAUGCUGUCGCCGCUGCGGACCCUGCUCCUCAUCUCGGUGCUGUGCGCGCGGAGCAGCAGCCUGUGUCUGCGCCUCUCCCACCGCGGCUCGGACGUCCUGUGCCCCCGCGAGCACAACCAGGACUUUUCCGGGGACCCGCGGGGCGGCGCGCAGGCUCCAAACUACCUGCCCGCCCCGGACCAAUGGGGCUCUCUUUUCAGGGGCUCGGGGUUCCUCUCCUCCGCCGACUCGAGGGCGAAAAGGAUCUCUAACGGCCAGCCAAACUACAGGAUCCUCAGUCAGACUAAGCUGCGGAGCAAGAUCCUCCAGAACAGCGGUCGGAGCGACCGGAGGAGCAAGUUCACGCUGUCGUUGGACGUGCCGACCAACAUUAUGAACAUCCUUUUCGACAUCGCCAAAGCCAAGAACAUGCGCGCCAAGGCGGCGGACAACGCGCGCCUUUUGGCGCAGAUCGGACGCAAGUGACCGCGCGGCGUCGGUGCCGCACGAACUCAACGCACCGAUGCGGGAAGAUCUUUUGAAAAAGCGACGGCGGUGUUAGAUUUUGACUAACACGGUUAUUAAAUUAUAUAUUGCACCCCCAUAUUGACGACUUAAUUUUACUUCCAAAACGUUGGAGUUGAGAGAACGCGUUGAACGGAUGAGGUGUUUCUGAAUCUCUCAGUCUGCAUUGUUUAUCAAAUAGGCCUUAAAGACUUCAUUAUCAAAAUGAAAUAUUGCAUGUAGGCCUAUGUCAAGCUGUCUUAGACUACUUGUGCUGAUUUCAUUUUUAUUAUAAAGAUGUUAAAGAUUUGAUGGGGUGAGAAAAUCGAAUAAAGCCUAUAUUAGCAUAUGAAUUACUUCAAUUUAUAUUUAAAAAAAAAGCAAACAUGCAAUGACACUAUUAAACAAUUGAGACAUGCAUGCGUGUGUGCGUUUAUCAGAUGUCUGUUAUUUUUGUACUCAAAUGAUUAUUUUACUGAAAUAAAGCAGAUGACAGAAACGACCUGUUAUUUUCAUCAAAUAUCUAUAAGUUGAACAACGUGCUUUGCGGGGACCUUUCCCAUUGGUCCGUGGUAACUAAGGACCACCUGAAGCUGGUUCCACCUUAGCAACCCAGUCGGCCCAUCGUGUGGGGGGAUGUCUGAUGUGUCAAAG